This is a messenger RNA of Cotesia glomerata, 2756 nucleotides long. RefSeq names its product U3 small nucleolar RNA-associated protein 25 homolog. The transcript has 2 exons. Gene Ontology annotation, biological process: maturation of SSU-rRNA from tricistronic rRNA transcript (SSU-rRNA, 5.8S rRNA, LSU-rRNA). Bases 301 to 2691 code for a protein of 796 amino acids. NCBI's taxonomy places the organism in Eukaryota, Metazoa, Arthropoda, Insecta, Hymenoptera, Braconidae. The record is from RefSeq and is a predicted model, not a curated record. Gene Ontology annotation, cellular component: nucleolus; small-subunit processome. Gene Ontology annotation, molecular function: U3 snoRNA binding; rRNA binding.
AAUCAUAAAGAAAUAAUUGAUGAAAAAAUUCUAAGAAUUUUAGAUUUAAAUUUUUCGCGCGAGAAAAUGGAGAACUUUCACGUGGUAAAAGUGUAAAAUAACAAAACAUAACCUUAUAGAUUAUACUAAACAGAGCUUUAUUGUCACGUGUGAAUUAACUGUUGCUAUUGAUCUUUAAAUAUUUUCAAUUAUUUGUAUUUAGUGGUUAGUUGUAAAUUGAAUAAUUGCAUGAUUUAAAUUCGCCCGAAUUUAUUUUUAUUUGACUUCAAUAGAUGAACAAGUACAUGUUGAUUUUCAAAAAUGGGAUUUGGUAAAAGACCAGUACGAGGUGGAAAAAGAAAAUUGGACAGACGUAAUUCAAAAUCAGCUCCAAAAUCAAAAGUUAAAAAAGGUAAAUUUAAUUUUCAUGAGUCCUCGUAUGUGAAAGAACGUGAUGCAAAAAAUGCGGAGAUUGAAAACAGAAGAAAAAAAUUAGAGGAACAAGAACAGGAAGAAUUAAAACGAGAAGAAGAGGAGUCCGAUGACGAAGAUCAAGAUCCUUUGGAAAUGUUGCUGUCAACAUUUUCAAAAAAUCGAGAUUUUAAAGAAACUAAGGUAGUAUCGGCUUCCGAGUCUGAAUCCGAGUCAGAAGCUGAAGUUGAAUCUAAUUUAGAAAUUAAAGAUAAAAAUGAAACUGUUGUUAGUGAUAGUAUGGAUGAAUCAGAAAAUGAAAAUGAUGAUGAAGAAUUAAAUAAUGCUAAUGAAAAUUCGGUUGAUGAUAAUGAUAAAAAAGAAGAUGUAGACAAUGGUGAUAAUAAUGACGAUGAUGAUGAUGAAGAUUUUAAAUUAUCAUUAGUUGAAGCUGAUGAAGAUGAAGAUGUCGAAACAGCGCGAGAAGACUCAGGUGAUUUGAAAGACCCAUUUGCACUCCACAUAAUAAAUGAUUUAUCAGAUGAUGCAUAUGCCAAUGUAUCAAGCUUAACUCCAGUUAGCUAUUCCCAUCAAUUAACUUGGCCGGAGCUCAAUAAACUCACUGUCCAAAUUCCAAGAUGUGAUUCAACGAAUACUGCAGCUUUAAAAAAAGAUUUUUUGAAAGAAGACAAGCAAUACGCUAAAGCUGGUACAAUCCCUUCGGUAAUUCAUGAUCUUGAUUGGAAUAAAUUGUACAUUAAAAAUCAAAUUCAGAAUAAUAUUUCAAAAGCCAAUUACGAUAAUAUAAAAGACAGUUUAAACAAGGAUCCAAGUGAACUAACGCGCUUUCAAAAAGAAUUAUUUUCAAUAAUGAAUAAUUACCAAGACUUGUUGUACUGCGAGCGUGGAUUUAAAAAUGAAAAUGAAAUAAUGUUUACUUAUUGUUUGCAUGCUGUAAAUCAUUUGUUAAAAACACGUGCUAAGAUUUUACAUCACAAUGCUAAAUUAUCAAAAGUUGAUAAUAAAUCAUUAGCACAAAUACCAGAGGCUUAUCGUGACCAAGGAUUAGUCAGACCAAAAGUACUUAUUAUUGUACCAUUUCGUCAUACUUGUCUAAAAGUUGUUGAAUUAUUAAUAUCAAUAUUAAUUGGCGAUGAUAAAGGAGGCUCUGUAAUGAAUAAAACGAGAUUUAUGGAAGAAUUUGGCGGUGGUGAUACUUUGAGAAUGCCGAAAAAAAACCCUAAGCCAGAAGAUUAUGAAAAAACAUUUUCUGGUAAUAUUGAUGAUGCAUUUAAAAUAGGUAUUGCAUUAACUAAAAAGACAUUAAAAUUAUACACUGAUUUUUAUUCAUCUGACAUUAUAAUAACAUCUCUCGUUGGAUUAAGAAUCUUAAUUGGUGCCGAAGGUGAAGAGCAUCGUAAUUACGAUUUCUUAGCUUCCAUUGAAUUAUUAAUAAUAGAUCAGUGUGAUAUAUUAUUAAUGCAAAAUUGGGAUCAUCUAAUUCAUAUAUUUAAUCAUUUACAUUUACAACCAAAAGAGUUGGAUCACGGUACUGAUUUUUCACGUGUCAGAAGCUGGGCUGUUAACGGCUGGGCUAAGUAUUAUCGACAAUCAUUGAUAUUUUCAAGCGUACAUGUUCCGGAGAUUCACUCGAUAUUUAAUAAAUAUUGUUUUAAUUAUGCUGGGAAGGUGAAGAUAAUGAAUCCAGUAAUGUAUGGUUCUAUAUGUAAAAUAGUUGUACACUUACAACAGAUGUUUCAUAAAUUCGAAGCGGCUAAUUAUCAGCAAGCAAUUGAUGCACGAUUUGAUUUUUUUACAAAUAAAAUAUUACCGCAAUACAAGGAUAGUAUUAUGAACCAUACAUUGAUAUAUGUACCGUCUUAUUUUGACUACGUUAAAUUACGUAAUUACUUUAAAAAAGAAGAAUUAAAAUUUGUACAAAUAUGUGAAUAUACUAAGGAUCCAAAAAUAGCACGUGCUCGUGAUAUGUUUUUUCACAGUGAUGCACAUUAUUUAAUUUACUCAGAACGAUUCCAUUUUUUCCGACGUAUUACUGUUAAAGGUAUACGCCAUAUAAUAUUUUAUGCUCCGCCAUCAUUUCCACACUUUUACAGUGAAAUGUGUAAUUUUAUGCACGAAUCAAAUCAAAAUCCAAAAGCUGGAUCAAGUAGUAACAUGACUGUCACAACUUUGUACUCUAAAUAUGACAAUAUGCAAUUAUCAGCAAUAUUAGGCACUGAACGGACAACUAAAAUGAUUCGUUCUGAUAAAAAAGUACAUAUGGUUGUAACUGGUGAAUAAUUACAUCUUAAAUUAAUAUUUAUAAAUAAUUCAUUUUAAUGAAACAAUAUAAUUUUCAAUAAAAU